AUGGUAAACACGUCGCUCAAGCUGUCGCUGGCUGGUGUUUUGGCUGGCUAUGUCUGCUACCUGGCCGGGCCGUUGGCCUACCGCACCUUGAUGCUCUGGGGGUUCCUGUCGAGUCCGGGUUCGGAAAACGAUAGCCUCUUCGUUGCGGCCACGCUCACCGCCAUCGCCGACACGGCAUACUGCGAAGACAUCCACUACCACGCCCCAAGCAGUACUCUCUUUACCGCAUGUGAAGACAACGACGAGACACGGCACAAGUGGUUUCCCCCUCUCACAAACUUUGACGACCCCGAGCUGGCCCAGAGGAGCCGGGGUUCCAUUCACGUCAUUAACCCCAAGACCUUGCGGUCUCGGCGCCUCAGGUUUGAGAACUUCGACGGCCCUUUCAUCACUCACGGCAUCGACGUGAUAUCUGACACGGAUCAGCUAGACGGUACUGUAGCUGUCUACGUGUUUGCCGUCAACCAUGUCCCUGCCCCAGACUGCCGCAAGGCCGGCCAGACACCGCACGCUCGCUCGCAGAUUGAGAUUUUCCACCAUGUUCUCGGGUCCUCGACCGUCAGACAUGUUCGCUCUGUCUGGCAUCCUCUCAUCCGGACCCCCAACGACAUUUUCGCCAGCAGUGCCACCUCUUUCUUCAUGACAAACGAUCACCGCUAUGUUGACCACGGACUGAUGCGUGCCAUCGAGGAUCUUUACGCUCGUGCCAAAUGGACAGACGUCGUCCAUGUUCAGCUCAACUCUCUGGCCGCCCCCGGCGAUGACGCAACGGCCGGUGUGCACGCCACAGUUGCCGUCUCCAACAUCCACAACAGCAACGGGCUGGGCCAUGGACGCUCGCCGCGAGAAAUCCUCAUCACGAGCUGCUCUAGCGGGGUGCUUCACAUUGGCCAGGUCUCGCCUGAUGCAGUGAGCGGCCACGAUAGCAACGUUACCAUAGUCGAGUCAAUCGAAGUCGAUGCCAUCUCUGACAACCCUAGCUACUUUUCCGACCCGUUUUCCAGCGGCCUGGCCGACGACCGCAGCGGUUUCGUGACUGCCGGCGUCGCACGGCCCAUGGAGAUGACCCUGAACCAGCGCGAGCGGACGGCCAAGGACCCCGUCAAGGUUGUCUAUGUCAAGCCUAGUCUGACUGCGGCAUCUGGCACCGGUUCACGGACGCGCGGGGAGCAACGUGUCCUGUUUGCCGACAACGGGAGCAGGAUCCGCACGGCGAGCGCUGCCGUGCUCGUGGCGAUCGACCCGGCGACCCAUGGCUCGGCCCGUGCUGGCGAUGGUGAUGGCGGUGCCCAGGGGCCACGAAAGGCCAUGUUGUUUGUCACGGGAUUCCAGUCCAAAAACAUCAUUGCGGUUGAGGUUGAUCUAUAA
Messenger RNA from Lasiosphaeria miniovina, 1368 nucleotides. RefSeq lists its product as uncharacterized. The transcript is spliced from 2 exons. The coding region runs from base 1 to 1368 and encodes 455 amino acids. The record is from RefSeq and is a predicted model, not a curated record. NCBI's taxonomy places the organism in Eukaryota, Fungi, Ascomycota, Sordariomycetes, Sordariales, Lasiosphaeriaceae.